Messenger RNA from Anopheles stephensi (Asian malaria mosquito), 1397 nucleotides. Its product is annotated as cell division cycle protein 123 homolog. Lineage: Eukaryota; Metazoa; Arthropoda; Insecta; Diptera; Culicidae. The coding region runs from base 215 to 1294 and encodes 359 amino acids. Gene Ontology annotation, cellular component: cytoplasm. The transcript has 2 exons. The record is from RefSeq and is a predicted model, not a curated record.
AUCUGACAGCAGCUGUCAGUUGGCGUGCUGUCAAAGGGCUGGCUGCUUUGGGGCAAUCUUCUGUUUGGUAAACAAAGGCAUUUCAGUUCACCUUCCGCGUACGGCAGCAGCAACCAUCGGCAUCGCAUUUCAUCAGUUGUGCAAAAUUUUGCAAACAGGAAAAUUUUGAUUGCAUUUAAAUUCCCCAAAGUCCGCAGCGAAACCGUCCGGAAACAUGCUGAUCCGUAACAUUGAGCUGGAAAAGCAGGCCUGCAUGCACGUGAACUGGUACGAACUGUUUCGGAAAGAUACGAUCAAAUCAUGCAUCAUCCCAGUGCCGGACGAUGUGCUGGCCUAUCUGCGGCAAGAUAUGCUCAUCCUUCCGAGGGAAUGUUCCAACUUUACCGAUGUGAGCACCGGGGAAGGAUUUCAAACCACACACUACGACGCGUUCGAUGAGCAGUUCGGCGGCGGCAGUGGUGAUGGUGGUGAGCCGGCGGAGGAGGAAGAGGAGGACGAUACCGAGGAUGAACAGCAGCCCACCUUUCCGGCCUUUUCGCAAGCGCUGAAGGACGCGCUUGAAAGCUUGGGCGGUAAUGCAUUUUUGAAAACGGAUUGGCACUGCCCGAAGGACGCACAGUGGAUAACGCUCGGGCAGUCGCUGUGCGUGCGGGACAUUACCGACAUUUACCAGCUGCUGAAAGCGUCCAGCUUUAGCAAGGAAGAUUUUCGCGAGCGGUCCACCGCGAACGACAGUGGGUACCAUGUUGUGUUGAAGAAGUGGCGAGACAUCCAUCCCGGGUCGGAGUUUCGGUGCUUUGUGCGCAAUCGAUCGCUGAUCGCAAUUUCGCCCCGUCACUGGCCCUCGUACCACGAGCAUAUAGCACGCGAACGCACGGAAAUUGUGAGCGAUAUCGUGUCGCUGUUCAAGGAGAAGAUUAAGGACACCUUUCCGCUGAAGGAUUAUGUGUUCGAUGUGUAUCGUCCCGGGAAGGAUAAGGUCAUCUUGAUGGAUUUCUCACUGUACGGCAAGGGACAUUCCGAUAGUUUGGCGUUCGAUUACGAUCAGCUGGAUGAUGAGGCGCUGGUGGCAACGAUCGAAGAAGAGGAUGAACCGGAAUUUCGCUAUCUUCCGAACGAUUGUGGCAUACAGCCGAUUAAGCGCAAUGUGUACGGAUUUCCGCAGGAUUUCCGAAACUUCUUUCAGGGCGCUACAACUUCGUCCGACAACGUUGAGGGUGACAGCAAUAAUCUGGUUAACCGAUUGAUCGAGCAGUGCAAUCUGCAGCAGUUGCACGAUAAUGACGAAUCUUAACUUUUGAAUGGCUGAAACGAUUAAACGAUAGACUAUAAACAAAGACACGAAUCGUAUUUAAGUUCAAAUUAAUUUAAACGAUCGGGUAAUUAGAAGCCUUAAA